GGAAUCGUAGUCUGGGAGAGUCUCUUUCCGGUCCGCAUGAGGGAGUGGGCUUGGGCCUGGGCCUCCCGUGCGGGGAAGGGAAUGCUGGGUGUUGAAGUCCGGGAGGGUCUCUCCAGAGAAAUGAGGCUUGGGAUCCCGAGGCCUAGUCUUGAGGGUGGGGAGGGAGACGGGAGGCUUGGAGAGAGUCCGUGUCUGCCUGGAGAAUGCCCGAAAGGCCCGUGGGAGGUUUGGCACAGCGGAUGCUGGGAAUCGUAGUCCGGGAGGGUCUCUUUCAGGAGGACGGAGGAUGGCGGCGGAUGCAGGAAAGAGGUGCCGCACGAGAGGAGGAGGAGGAGAGCGGGCCCCGCGGAGCAGCCCAGCCCGGUCCCUGUGAGGCUUCCCCAGGAGAUGGCGAGGAAAGUCUGGGGGGCUCCAGGGCCACAGGAGGGAGGAGCCCAGGGGGAGCCCGGGAAAGGCGGCUGCCUGGAGGGCGAUGCAGGGAGGAGGAAAUGGGCGGAGACCCCAAGAUGGGCCUGGAGGGCGGAGUCUCCUUCGGAAGACCCCGAAAGCCCCAAAGGAUCCAGGAGGAAGCAAAGGAACAUCAGUGCCCGGAAUGUGGGAAAUCCUUCAGAACAAAUGGACGUUUUGAAAACCAUCUAAAAAACCACUCAGUUGGCAACCCAUAUCAGUGCCUUGAGUGUGGAAAGAGCUUCAGUCAUAGGAGCAACCUUUAUAGACAUCAAAGGAUCCACACAGGAGAAAAACCUCAUAAAUGCCUGGAAUGUGGAAAGAGCUUCAGUCAGAGGGGACAUCUUUAUAAACAUCAAAGGAGCCACUCAGGAGAAAAACCACAUAAAUGCCUGGCAAGAAAGGUAAUAACAUCCAAUUAAAAGUUUCGCUUUUAAUAAAUUUAAUAUAUUUUUUUCUUUUAAUAAAUUCCUUUAGUCUUCCAGGGCCAUGCCCAGGGUCCCAGGCCUGAGUUUGACUGCUGUCGGUCAUCCUUAUGGCAACUAGCAGAGCAGGCUGUCCUGGGAGGGGCGGGAGGCCUUGUAUGAGUCUGGAUGUCCAUCUGUCAGUGGUUCGGGAAAGUUGGAUUCUCAACUGGGCAGCUGUGGACGAGAUCCCUGCCUGAUCCCUGUCCAAGGGCUGCAGUUGAGGGCUGCUCCGAUUGUUAGACUUUGAAGUUAAAGAAUGGAAUUCUGAGGCCUGCCCUCAAAAGAAUAUAGAUAUAUAUAUAUACCCAUACAUAUGUACAUACACAUUAAUCACAGCCCAUUUAGAUUACAUAACAAGAGACUUGGGAGUUCACAAGGUGGAUACUUCUUCAUAUGGAAGAAAACUGACUGAAUCUAAUGUGCUGCUUCGGAUACCGCAGAGCCUCUUCCCAGCAGUUGUGGAGAGGAUGUGUUGUGUCCCAGACAAUCCUGCACAACCUGGUCAGGCAUCGUUUCUAGCUGAUUAGAAACCAGUUGAGUUUCUGGGACGGAAAGUUCUUCAGUGGGAUGAGACAUUUUAUUGUGAAUUUGAGAAUUCCCAUAUUUAUAUCUUCUGAGUUUGCAAAACUUUAUUGAACUUUAUUGAGGAUAACAUCAGGGUAAAGAUCAAGAAUGGCAUUUUCUUUUCCUUGAAAAGCCAAACCGUGUCUAGGAGGAAAGUUUGGGGAUUGAGUAGAAAUGCGAGUGGGAAACAGUGUGGGCAGUUGAACGGUUUUUCUACCAAAUUGGGCUAGUUUUGCAGAUUUGUUGCAGGAAAAAGUUUGACCUCUGUGGGUUCCAAUUUGGGGGCUAUUUUGGAUUAUUUUUAAAGCACUGUACAGAUAGUCCUUGACCUACAACUAUUUGCUUAGUGACUUAGUGGAGUUAUAGCUGCACUGAAAAAAGUGGCCUUGACCAGUUUUCACACCUACGACUGUUCCAGCAUCCAUGUGGUCAAAAUCCAGGCGCUUAACCACUGGCAUGUAUUUAUGACGGCUUCGCUGUCCCAGGGUCACGCCAUUAGAUGGGUCCGCCCCAGGCGCCUGAUGGAUCCUGAUAGGUUCCAGACGGAGCUUGGGCCUAUUCCUGAUGAUCUGGCACACGACUCGGCUGAGGACCUAGUAGCUGCCUGGGAUCGGGCGGCUGGUGGGGCCUUGGAUCGAGUCGUGCCUUUGCGGCCUCUGACCCGGUGUCGAUCCCUCGCGGCUCCUUGUUCACCGAGGAGCUGAGGGAGAUGAAACGCCGGAAAAGACGCCUAGAGAGCAGUUGGAGGGCCAGUCACGCUGAAUCUGACCGAACACUGGUAAGGUCGCAUAUUAAGACCUACCUAGUGGCGAUAAAGACGGCAAAGUUUAAUUACUUUUCCGCCUCUAUUGCUCAUCAGGCAAUCGUCCGGCUGCCCUGUUCAGGGUAACCCGCUCCCUGCUCCACCUGGGAGCGCGGGAGGUUCCCUUGGAAGGCAGGGCGGAGGAUUUCGGACAAUACCUGCAUGACAAAAUCGCUCAGAUCCGGGGGGACUUGGAUAGAUCAGGGUAGGGUGACGAGGAAUAGUCUUGAGAAUGUUAUCUGGGAGGAGUUUGAUGCUGUGACUCCCGAUGAUGUGGACAGGAUUUUGGGGAGACUUAGUGCGGCCACAUGUUUACUGGACCCGUGUCCUCCUGGUUGGUACUGGCCUCCCGGGAGGUUACACGAGGCUGGCUCCAGGGUGUUAUCAACGCUUCGUUGAGUGAGGGUUACUUCCCCGCGGCCUUGAAAGAGGCGGUGGUGAGGCCUCUCCUCAAGAAGCCAUCCCUGGAUCCGGCAAUAUUGGCCAACUACCGUCCUGUCUCCAACCUUCGCUUUCUGGCGAAGGUUGUUGAGAGUGUGGUCACGCGACAGUUCCCGCAAUUCCUGGAGGAAACAUCCUAUCUGGAUCCGUUCCAGUCUGGUUUCAGGCCUGGGCACAGCACGGAAACGGCAUUGGUCGCGUUGGUUGAUGAUCUCUGGAGGGCUCGGGACAGGGGUUGCUCCUCUGUUCUGGUCCUGUUAGACCUCUCAGCGGCUUUUGAUACCAUCGACCAUGGUAUCAUGCUGCAUUGGUUGGAAGAGUUGGGAUGGGGGGCACUGUGUUACGGUGGUUCUCCUCCUUUCUCUCCGACCGGUCACAGUUCGUGUUGGCAGGGGGGCAGAGGUCGACCUCGAGGCCUCUUAUAUGUGGAGUGCCUCAGGGGUCGGUCCUCUCGCCCCUCCUGUU
Molecule: messenger RNA, 3186 nt
Organism: Pantherophis guttatus
Lineage: Eukaryota; Metazoa; Chordata; Lepidosauria; Squamata; Colubridae
Source: RefSeq, a predicted model, not a curated record